AUGGUUGAUUACAAUAGUGAAGUGAGAAAGCUGAUCGGUGGUCACAAAUUCUUUCUGUUCUCUGCUUCUUGGUGUCCAGAUUGCAGAUACGCCAUUUCUGUCUUUAGCAAAUAUGGCGUCAUAGGCAAAAUUCACAAUUUUGAUAUUGCGUCGCUGUCUACAAAAGAGCAGCAAGAAUGGAGAAAUGCAUUUCAAAAGGUUACAGGCAGUAGAAACUUGCCUACCUUGUAUGUCAAUGGGUCAGUUUGGGGGACAGAAGCUCAAUUGCAUAAGUUCGAGAGUAGAGAUUCGCUUGCUGAAGAAUUUGCGAAGAUUGGUCUAACAAGCUAG
This is a messenger RNA of Zygotorulaspora mrakii, 330 nucleotides long. RefSeq names its product glutathione-disulfide reductase GRX8 (gene GRX8). The record is from RefSeq and is a predicted model, not a curated record. Lineage: Eukaryota; Fungi; Ascomycota; Saccharomycetes; Saccharomycetales; Saccharomycetaceae. The coding region runs from base 1 to 330 and encodes 109 amino acids. The transcript has a single exon.